Molecule: messenger RNA, 1425 nt
Organism: Telopea speciosissima
Lineage: Eukaryota; Viridiplantae; Streptophyta; Magnoliopsida; Proteales; Proteaceae
Exons: 6
Coding region: 1-1425 (474 amino acids)
Molecular function (GO): nucleic acid binding
Source: RefSeq, a predicted model, not a curated record
AUGUGGGGGAUUGAUAUCCUAGGACCCUUCACACCUGCGGCCCAAGAAAAAAAGUUUGUAAUAGUAGCAAUUGAUUACUUUACAAAGUGGGUUGAAGCAGAGCCUCUGAUGCUCAUUAGUGAGGAGAAAGUCGAGAAGUCUUUAAGCAUUCAGUGGUUUUCAGGAGGAGAUACAUGGCUCUUCUCUACAUCUUCAUCAAUUCAUUCAUCUUGCAUUAUGGGAUAUCUCUUAAAAGCGUAUUUUGAAAUGUUAGAUUUGCCAGCAAAUGAAACUUUCAAAACUAAACAAAACAGGAAGAAGAUAGGUCCUAUCACUUGGUCCAGCAAUGAGGUUGUUGUACUAUUUACGUUCAUGGUAGAUAAUAUAAGGUCUGGAAACAAGACUGAUGCAACUUUUAACAAGAAUGGGUGGGAUGACAUUCAUACCCGGUUAGAAGCCACUCUUGGUAGGGUGUUUGAUAGGGAACAGAUAAGGAACAAGUUCAAUAAGAUGAGGAUAGUGUAUGGAAGUUUCAAACCAUUGCUUCAAUUGACUGGGUUUGGAUGGAACUCAAUCACCAACACGGUUACUGUUGACGAUGACAGUGUUUGGGAUAAAGUUAUUGCAGUCAAUUCAGGAUUGAAAAAGUUUAGGCAUCAAGGCUUGUCACAAUGGCAUGAACUACAAAUUAUAUUUGGAGAUUCUUAUGCAUGUGGAUAUGGUGGAGUAGAUAACACGCAAGACUGGGUGACAACAGCGAUUGAAGAUCUAGAGGUUGAUGAGGAAAUAUCUACACCAUUCCACGACACUCCAAUAGGUCUAGAUAACCUACAAGUCAAUGAGGUUGGGGAAGGGAUACAUACUUCAACCUAUAACCAAGAUAGAACUCUAACAGCUAAACGGAAGCAGAGUGCUGCCAAUAAUCUCUCAAGUGCUUUGGGAUAUGUUGGGAAGUUGUAUAAGAUGAAGAUAGAGAAGGUAGCUACAAGUACUGAAGCUACUUCUGCACUUUCAAGAUUUAGUACAACAGCUUUCAUCGACACUAGUGUUUUGGAUUGUAUUGGAGCAAUCGAUGGUAGUCAUAUUAGUGCCAUAGUCCCAAAGGCAAAUGCUACUCGUUAUAGAAAUCGCAAGGGCAUUACCACACAAAACGUGAUGUGUAUAUGUGAUUUUGAAAUACGAUUCACGUAUGUUUAUGCGGGUUGGGAGGGCAAUGCUAAUGAUUGUCGUAUAUUUGAACAUGCAAGGAGACAUCCCGCAUUAGAGUUCCCACACCCACCUGAAGGAAAAUAUUAUGUUGUAGACUUUGGGUAUGCAAAUCAAGUUGGAUACCUGACCCCAUUUCGAGGUGAGAGUUACCAUAUUCCUGACUACCAGGGAGCUGGGAGAACCCAAAGACUGCUAAAAAGUUGUUCAACUACAGACAUUCCUCACUUAGGAAUGUAA